UAUUUUAAUAUAUAAAUUUUGUAUUUUAUUUGAUUGUUUGGAAAAUGUACUUGAAGUAUUACUUGGAUAAAGACGGCAAAAGAGUUUAUACUCUACAGGAUCUUGGCCCUAACGGCGAGCCUUGUUUAACUGCUCAUCCCGCCAGAUUCUCGCCUGAAGAUAAAUACUCUAAACAAAGAAUAGCACUAAAGAAAAGAUUCAACCUUUUCAUGAGCCAAUAA
Molecule: messenger RNA, 221 nt
Organism: Theileria parva strain Muguga
Lineage: Eukaryota; Apicomplexa; Aconoidasida; Piroplasmida; Theileriidae
Gene: nop10
Product: H/ACA ribonucleoprotein complex subunit 3
Exons: 2
Coding region: 45-221 (58 amino acids)
Biological process (GO): ribosome biogenesis; rRNA pseudouridine synthesis; positive regulation of telomerase RNA localization to Cajal body
Cellular component (GO): box H/ACA snoRNP complex; box H/ACA telomerase RNP complex
Molecular function (GO): box H/ACA snoRNA binding; telomerase RNA binding
Source: RefSeq, a predicted model, not a curated record